Molecule: messenger RNA, 336 nt
Organism: Anopheles aquasalis
Lineage: Eukaryota; Metazoa; Arthropoda; Insecta; Diptera; Culicidae
Molecular function (GO): protein dimerization activity
Source: RefSeq, a predicted model, not a curated record
AUGCACUUUAAGAAGAGCAACAAAGCUACGCAAAAACUGGUAGAAAUUCAGGAAAAUUUAAAUUUCAAUACUCUAAAAUUAAAACAAGACUCUAUAACAAGGUGGAACUCCACUUACGACAUGUUGGAACGUUUUUUCAAAAACAAAGUUCCCUUAGUAUCAUGCAUUGCUAAACGAAAAACGAUCUAUCCUGCAUUAAGCACUUUUGCACAGAAGUAUUUAAGUGUGCCAGCUACAUCAGUUCCUUGCGAACGAAUUUUCUCAAAGGCUGGUCAAAUAAUGACAGAACGGAGAAGACGUCAACUUAUGGAUGAUAAUAUCUACAAAGACCCGUAA